Messenger RNA from Drosophila suzukii, 996 nucleotides. RefSeq lists its product as uncharacterized. The record is from RefSeq and is a predicted model, not a curated record. Lineage: Eukaryota; Metazoa; Arthropoda; Insecta; Diptera; Drosophilidae.
AUGGAAAACUUAAUUUGGCUUAGACUGGUCGUCUUGGCCAGUCUGAUGGCCCUGACUUCGGCAGGCAAUGGAACGACUGCCCUGAAGUCUAAUGAACCCGGGAGUAGGGGAGUCACCUACAUGCACGAGAAGAUUCAUCUACUUCAUCGAAAGAAGCGCUGGCUCACCUUUGAACUGGGAUCUUCGCUUACGGUAACUGCCAACUGCGCCAAGGCAGUUCUAGACACCAUACCAAGAGGUCUCGUUUGGUUGGCCGAAAUGACAAGUCUUUAUGAAUUACCCGCUGCCGUUGAAGAUUGGAUACCACGACGUGUGGGGAAGCCGAAGGUGAAACCUGUACCACCGCCACCGCCUCCUCCUCCUCCUCCACCACCUCCUCCGCCUCCACCACCGCCAUUACCAGCUUCUCCUGGAGAUCCAAUAGCUCCAACACAGCCCGUGAUUGUGCCUCUCAAUCCAGCGGAUCCCAUCCAAUCCUUCUACUUUGCCUAUCCGCAAGGCAUUCCAUUGAGUCCCACCUUGAGUCGUCGCAAGUCCUAUUCCCAGCAGAUGCAGAUGGGAUGUCCUUCUCAUUUGGUUAAGGAUAUGUAUGGCACCUACUACUGCCGACCCUCUGCCAUGUCACGCAGAUUGAGACGCGAAUUGGAGAGCCAGGGAAAAAGGAUUGUCAACGAGGCACAGAAUCCACAGGGAAUGCUAUUCGAUCUGAUUUCCAUGAUGGCCACCAUGUUUAAUUACCAGCCCGACUACUGCAUCAUGCGGACCCUGUGCGAGGCACGUCAUCUGCUGGCUCCGCCGGGCUUAACGCUCUUCCACGAUAUCUUCCGCAUCAUGCUGCGCUACGUGCAUCCGGAGAUAGCCCAUAAACCCAAGUAUCGGGAGGCCUUCACCGCCGGCCGUUCGCUCCACGAUUGCGCCAGUUUGUACGGGCCGCAUUGCCGGCAGAGUUUUUUGCUGCUCAUCAGCGAACGGUUUCAGGAGAAAUACGCACGUUGA